AAUAACACUUAGUUGAGGUAUCAAAAUGACAAAAAGAGGCAAAUUUAGAGGGCUGCAUAUGCAUUAAGCCUUUUUGUUUUAACUAAAUUGACCGUACGCUGUCUGUAGUAGAAGGGAUAAAUCUAUUGUCGUGUGUGUACAUAGUAAUCCUGUUUGACAAUCGAAGGUAGAAAUGGGGUAAAUUAUUGGGAACAGAACCUCCAUUAUUAUUAUCAUCCAACAGGGAGGCCACGCUAUAAGCAACAAUGAUGACAAGAACUAAGAAAAUGCCAAUUGCCAUGUUUAGGAUGUUCGUGCACUUGGAAGCAUUUCUUGAACUACAAAGAAAAUAUCUUGAAGUCCUAAACGGAUAUCGUGAAGCUGUAGAAAAGUUAGAAGAACUUAAGCUUUCAUUGGUAAGAGUUGUUGGGGCAUUAAAAGACAUUGACUCUCAAAAUAUGAAGUUAAAGGAUGAAUUGUCUCUCACAAAAGCGAAGCUGGAGGAAACUGAAAAGAAAUUUGAAGGGCUUGAACUUGAUCACAAGAAAUUGCAACAGCAGAGUGCCGAAGCAGAAGACAGAUAUAACACUGAGCUUAAAGCAUUGCAAGAGGCAUUGCAAGCUCACGAAUUGAAUAGCAGGGAGCAUGUUAAGGUUAAGGAGUCAUUUGACAGACUUAGCCUCGAGUUUGAAAGCUCAAAGAAAAAGAUGGGAGAGCUUGAGCAAGAGCUUGAAGAAGCACUCACGACCAGAGCUUCAGAGCUUUCUAAAGUUCAAGGAGAGUUAGAGAUCUCAAAAUCACAAGUGCAAGAUAUUGAGAAGAAACUUGCAUCAAAAGAAGCUCUUAAUAGAUGA
Molecule: messenger RNA, 833 nt
Organism: Lycium ferocissimum
Lineage: Eukaryota; Viridiplantae; Streptophyta; Magnoliopsida; Solanales; Solanaceae
Exons: 1
Coding region: 246-833 (195 amino acids)
Source: RefSeq, a predicted model, not a curated record